Nicotiana tabacum (common tobacco) is the source of this 836-nucleotide messenger RNA. Its product is annotated as large ribosomal subunit protein bL17c-like. NCBI's taxonomy places the organism in Eukaryota, Viridiplantae, Streptophyta, Magnoliopsida, Solanales, Solanaceae. Gene Ontology annotation, biological process: translation. Gene Ontology annotation, molecular function: structural constituent of ribosome. Gene Ontology annotation, cellular component: ribosome; cytosolic large ribosomal subunit. The record is from RefSeq and is a predicted model, not a curated record.
UCGUCAUUUUGCUAUGCUAUCUGAACAUCAGGACACAAGCAGAGAGUAGAGUCCAAACUCUAAAGAAAGAAGAAGCUAAGGAUAUGGCGUGCGCAAGCACAUCUGCUUCCACGACUUGGAACAUGUCCUCUCUGAAAUCCGCACUCCCUUCCGCACAAACAUUUUCGAAGUCUUCGCUCCGCUUCUCCGUUGGGUCCAAGCCCAAAUCCACUUCCAGACUUCUUCACUCCUUCGUUGGUCUCGCUCCAUUGCAUCCGCUCCUUUCUCUUAGUUCCCAAGAUUCAACAAGUUUUGACCACUCAUUUACUGUGAUUGAUAAUGGUGGCCGGUUUUCCGCCAUGAGACAUGGCAGGAAGGUGCCCAAACUGAAUAGACCCCCAGAUCAGCGUCGGGCACUCUUACGAGGCCUCACGACUCAGCUCCUCAAGCACGGACGUAUAAAGACCACUAAAGCAAGGGCCAGGGCAGUGAGAAAGUAUGUCGAUAAGAUGAUCACAAUGGCAAAGGAUGGCACUCUCCAUAAGAGAAGGCAAGCCCUUGGAUUCAUCUAUGAGAAGCAGAUAGUGCAUGCAUUAUUCGCGGAGGUCCCGGAGAGAUAUGGAGAGAGGAAUGGAGGAUACACCAGGAUAAUAAGAACUCUGCCCAGGCGAGGAGACAAUGCACCAAUGGCUUAUAUUGAGCUUGUCUAGCAACUGAAUAGUCAUUUUAAAGAUGUUCUUAUUUAUUUUUGUGCAGAAGUCUGAUUCAAUUAAGAGACUUUUUUGAGUUCUAAAUAUGAUUCCAUCUCAAUUCUUUAUGGAUUUCAACUCCAAAAGGAAUUACCAGUAAUAUUUGUA